Molecule: messenger RNA, 2556 nt
Organism: Rubroshorea leprosula
Lineage: Eukaryota; Viridiplantae; Streptophyta; Magnoliopsida; Malvales; Dipterocarpaceae
Source: the annotation of a GenBank genome assembly
AAGACGGAAAUAACCCAAGCUUUAAGAGUUCUCCAAGUAGAGUUUGAAGAUAUGAGCUCAAAAUCCCAAGAAGCUGAGAAGGAGGUAAAUAUGUUGCAGGUGAAAAUACAAGAAAUUAAUAAUAACUUGUCCAAGCAUCACAAGGAUAUCGACUCAAAGAAGAGAUUUAUUGAAUCCAGAGUAAAAUCUUUGGAUCAGCACUCCUUUACCAUUGAUUCUUAUCCCAAAGCACUAGAGACAGCUAAGGAGACAAGAGAUGAACUGAAAAGAAAGUACAACCUUGCAGGUGGGAUGCGACUAAUAUAUGAUCCAUUUUUAAGUAUUGCCCGUGAUAAGCAUUUUUGUCCUUGCUGUGAACGCCCUUUCUCUGCUGAGGAGGAAGAUCAGUUUGUUAGUAAGCAAAGAGUGAAGGCAGCCAGUUCUGCAGAGCAGAUGAAAACAUUGGGCAUGGAAUCUUCAAAUGCGGAGUCUCAGUUUCAGCAGUUGGACAAGCUUCGAAUGGUUUAUGAGGAAUAUGUUAAAACUGGAAAGGAGUUAAUCCCUCAUGCGGAGAAAACUUUGCAUCAGCUUACUGAAGAGCUGGAUCAAAAAUCUCAAGCCCUUGAUGAUGUGUUAGGUAUUUUAGCUCAAGUAAAAGCUGAUAAGGAAAUGGCUGAGGCCUUGGUGUCACCUGUUGAUUCAGCUGAUGCACUCUUUAAAGAAAUUCAAGUUUUGCGAAAGGAAGUUGAUGAUUUGGAGUAUAAACUUGAUUAUCAAGGGCAAGGAUUCAGAAAUUCGAAAGAAAUUGAUUUGCAGCUAGUAAGUUUGCAGAGCUCAAAGGAUGAUUUGCACAAUGAAAUGGCAAGGUUAAAGGAUGAACAAAUGCACAUGGAAAAAGAUCUGUCAGCUAUUCAACUGCGGUGGCACGAAAUAAGGGAGAAUAAGGUUGAAAUGGUUAAUACAUUGCGUGAUUUAAAGAAGGUAGAAGAAGAGUUAGAGAGCUUGAUGGUGGAAAAGAGUCAAGUUGAUCUUGAGGAGAAGCAUUUGGAAGAGGCUCUUGGUCCUUUAUUCAGAGAGAAAGAGAAAAGACUACAUGACUACAAUCAUUUGAAGGGCAAACUUGAUGGUGAAUAUAAGGAGGAGGAUGACCGUAACAGAAAAUACCGAGACGAAUUUAAAGAACUUGCUCUGACUAAUUCUAAGAUCAGAGAGUAUAAUGAUUCCAAAAAAGGUGAGAGGUUAAAGGAACUGCAAGAACAGAAGUCUGCAUUGCAAACUGAAAUUCAGAGUUGCAAAACUAGGAGGGAAGAAACUUCAGAUGAGAUAAGCAAAAGCAAUACCUUGAUGGGGAAUCAAAAUAAACUAAGACGCAAUAUUGUGGAUAAUUUAAAUUACAGGAAAAUAAAAGCUCAAGUUGAUGCUUUAACAUGGGAGAUUGAAUCACUUGAAGACAGAAUGUUGAAGAUAGGUGGGAUUUCUAAAUUUGAAGGUGAACUCAAAAAGCUCCUGCAAGAAAAAGAGAGACUUCAUUCAGAGUUUAACAAAUGCCAAGGAACGAUGUCAGUUUACCAGAACAAUAUUGCAAAGAAUAGAGAUGAUCUCAAACAAGCACAAUACAAGGACAUUGAUAAACGGUAUUUUGAUCAGCUAAUCCAGCUGAAGACUACCGAGAUGGCAAACAAGGACCUGGACAGAUACUGUACUGCCCUUGACAAAGCACUCAUGCGCUUCCAUACAAUCAAAAUGGAGGAAAUUAAUAAAAUUAUAAGAGAGCUAUGGCAACAAACGUACAGGGGACAAGAUAUAGAUUAUAUUAGAAUUCAUUCAGAUUCUGAAGGUGCAGUUGCAGGUGCAGCAACUCGUUCCUACAGCUACAGGGUUCUCAUGCAAACUGGUGAUACUGAGCUUGAAAUGAGAGGAAGAUGUAGUGCUGGUCAAAAGGUCCUUGCAUCCCUUAUCAUACGAUUGGCUUUAGCUGAGACUUUUUGCCUCAACUGUGGAAUAUUAGCACUAGAUGAACCAACCACAAAUUUGGAUGGCCCAAAUGCAGAGAGUCUUGCAGCUGCCCUUCUGAGAAUUAUGGAGGAUAGAAAGGGCCAGGAGAACUUCCAGCUGAUAGUCAUUACUCACGAUGAGCGUUUUGCCCAAAUGAUUGGUCAGCGUCAACAUGCAGAAAAAUAUUACCGGGUCGCAAAGGAUGAUCAUCAGCAUAGUAUAAUUGAAGGCCAGGAGAUAUUUGAUUGAUUGACCAUUCCAAAUGGGUUUUCUGCAUCAUGCACACUAGUAAAUUUACCAGUCCUCAAGAUGGAACAAUGCAACAGAGCUUGUGUUUGAAAAGUUAAAGUGGGAAGGUGAAUUUAUGCAAGGAAACUUGUGUUUUAGGAAAUUUAUUACUAUGGUUUGUUUUUCACUUCUCACCUAGAUCCACUUUUCUCAUUAACCUGGGGCGAUGUUUUUAAUCCUUUGAACUUAGUUAUGAAUUUUGGUUUAAGGCUUUAAGCCACAAUUAGUUUCAUUUCAAAGGCUGCCGUUUGCAAGGAAUGAUGCAAGUUAACCAAAUAAUUUUCUAGGUGACUC